Molecule: messenger RNA, 2873 nt
Organism: Phycodurus eques (leafy seadragon)
Lineage: Eukaryota; Metazoa; Chordata; Actinopteri; Syngnathiformes; Syngnathidae
Gene: palm3
Product: paralemmin 3
Exons: 7
Coding region: 658-1797 (379 amino acids)
Biological process (GO): regulation of cell shape
Cellular component (GO): membrane
Source: RefSeq, a predicted model, not a curated record
CAAUUAGCCGGCUAGCGUCGGCUAGCGUCGGCUAAUUGUUGAGCACAAGUGGGCAGCCGCCGUCCCCAUGACCAAUUUUGGCCAUUCGUUCCUUUCACUACGAUACUCACAAGGCGGGUCAUGGCGCCGGUUCAAGCGGGACAAGCCUCCCAACCUGUUGUGGCCGCAGCCGACACUCGAAGCCGCCAGCCCGCGUGGUGAAGAGGGGCCGGCCUAGCUAAAUCUCACCACCGGAGUCAGGUAACCGCCGCCGCCUGGCUUCCUGGCUUCCUAGCUUCCUUUCUCCUCCUCCUCCUCCUCCUCCUCUCACUCGCGAAGAGACACGGGGAGUACGCAGGUUAUCUAUCACUUGUUUUUAUUUGUAGUUUUCUCAUGUAGCGACCCAACUCCCCCUCCACUUUUUGGACCGCAAACCAUCUUUUCGUUGAUGGUCAAGCGCGUGAGGCGUUUUAAGAGCACUUGCUGGCUCAGGUGUUCAGGAAACUUCCUUGUCUUGUUUCCAUAAAGCUAGCACAACUGCAGCGAGCAUUUGUUUGGUUAUUUCCGCCACAUCUCUUGGUUUUAUUUGGAAGUGCACGCUCGGUUGGAUUUCCGCUAUCAGGCGAGCCGCAUGUGAGCCUCCGUUCAGCUCCAUACUUGAAACUCUACGGUGCCAGGAUGGAUGAGGCGGAGAAGUACCAACAGCGACUGGAGGCCAUCGCUGAGAAGCGGCGGCAGCAGGAGGAGCAGGAGAGAGCCAAGAGAGAGAUGGAGGAUGAAAAACUCAGACUGCAGCAGCUCAAGAGGAAGUCUCUGAGGGCUCAAUGGUUGAUGGAGGGAGCUCCUUUGUCCCCAUCCUCACUGGACUCCCAGAGCCGACGCUCCCCACUGUGGGCCUCUCAGGAGGUGGAAAAGCACAGGUUGCUAUCACAGAACGCGGGGUUUGCAGGGGAGGAUGAAAAAGAACAGAUCGCAGAGGACCAAACGGAACCCGUGGACAUGGAAGCAGGAGAUGUGGGGACAGUCGAGGAGGACAUGAAGGUGAUCCGGACACCAUCGCGGCGUGAAGGCUCGCCUGUUCUGAUCAACGGCGAAGGGGACUUGAAAUCAGGCCUCAAACAACACAGCGAUGACGCUCCGGAGAAGCCCAUCACCACAAACGGACCGAGCGAGAGCGUCAGGGUCGAGAAACACGGCCAGCACGUUUGUCAUCUAAGCCGCACGAAGGUGGCCGAAGGGAUCACGGUCAUGCGGGCCGAACGCGUCGUCAUCACGGAGGAUGAGGAGGAAGUUGCGCCGCGAGAGCAUCGCAAGUCCACCGCAGAGGGAGGUGUGACUGCGGAGGAGGCGCAAGUAGCUUCAGAAGCUUCCACAGAGUCUGCAGAGAGCGAGACGGGUGCGGCGGAGGAGCGAGCGGGGAGUACACACGAGGAGACGAAAGACGAGGACAUCAAAGUGGAAGCUUCAGCCUCAACGGGCGGUCCUCUCGAAGUCGCUCCGGUGGCUCCGGUGCCGGUCUACUCAAAAUCACAACCCUCUUGUCCUCCUCCAGAGGCACCGCAAGCCCGAGAGGAGGAGGAAGCAGCGAUCACGCCAGCAUCAGAGGCGACCGACGCGUCCUCAAAAGCCCAAGGCGACGCUGUCGCCACGCCCCCUCCUCCGUUCCAGGAAGUUCCCCUGGAGAACCACAGGACUGAGGCGCGAGCUGCCGAAGAGGAGCCCCUGCUGGAGGGGGCCAAAGCCCCCGACGCACAGGAUGAAGCCGCCCCCGAUAAAAAGUCCAAGGCGAAAAUCUGCCAGUGCUGCUCGCUCAUGUAAACUCAACAAAAAUAUUAACACAACACUUCCAGUUUGCUCUCCAGUGAUUGUUAACACUUUUAGUUGCUUUUGAUUUGAUUACAUUGAUCACAGUAGCCCCGAAGUUCACUAAACUCAGUUGCACUGACUUCAUUUGUUCACCGCUCCUUUAAUAAAACGGGUUUUAGUUCAGUGCCUGAUUGUUUUUUUGUUUGUUUUUUUUUUAAUGGCAUGCACUACAUCUUUUAAUAGUUUUAAAAUUCUACUUGCGCCAAAACUGGUUUAAAGUGUCCUUGGGUUCCAUUCAGGGCCCCAUUUAAGUUUAUUAAUCCAUGUCAUUAGGUCUCAUUGGACGCCCUAUAUACACAUAUUACAUUAAAUACUAUUAUGUGAAUGUUUAUUAUAGAAAACAUUUGUGAAGCAACUUAAAUUCAUGCUAAAUGGGAGCCAAGAAAAAGUGUUGCGUUUUUAUUUUUGUUCUCUCUAUUUUCUGCACCAUCCCAAUAUUAAUUUUUUAUUCGCACACAACGGGCACAAUUGGAGGAGGGUUUUUUUUUUUUCCCACCUUUUUUUUUGUUUUGUUAAAACCACCUGUUCAUUUUGGUAACAAUGUCUGAAUUUGUAUUAUCAAAAUCAACUCAACCCAAAGCAUUUUAAUGCAGUAAGAUGAAAAAGGCUUUAUUGCAAAAGAAUUCCUGUCCAUAAAUAAUUCAUUUUAGGGUAAAUAACAGAGUUUUCUUAAAAUGAUUUGAGUGUUUCAUAGAGGAUAUAUUUUAAUUGCUUUAAAGCUGAGUUAUUAAAUAGAUCUGGGAAUUGCUGGAUAGCUUUUGAUUUAUUACAGCUACUGUUAGUGGGGUUUUUUUUGGGGGGGGGGGGGGGGGGGUUAUAUAAUACAGGUUGCAUUUAUUUAUUUGUUCCAAUUCUGAAAACCAAAGUGUGCACUGGCUCUCACUGACAUUCCUCUGGGUCAACAUCUCAUUUUAACACAUUUUUACUGAUGUAUGACUUUUGUAUUUAACCAAAUCUCUGUACGUGCAUAACAAAGAGUUGUCAAGUUUAGAAACGACUGGAUUAAACAUUAAACUGACAUUUGACAA